This is a messenger RNA of Lucilia cuprina (Australian sheep blowfly), 1785 nucleotides long. RefSeq lists its product as uncharacterized. The transcript has 6 exons. Bases 639 to 1466 code for a protein of 275 amino acids. The record is from RefSeq and is a predicted model, not a curated record. NCBI's taxonomy places the organism in Eukaryota, Metazoa, Arthropoda, Insecta, Diptera, Calliphoridae.
AUAGUCAACAAAUCAACAACGUUCGCAAAUGUAAUAACAGAACACAAAUUAAAAAAUACUUGUAUUAUACAUACUUACAAACAUAUAAUAAGUAAUCUAAAGAGUUAGUAUCGUACUUAGCGUAUUAAUAAUUUCUUAUGUGUAUAAAGAUAUAUGUACAAACAUAAAUAUAAAAUAUGUGUGUAUAUCCAUUUAAAUAAAUAUUGAAUGUGUCUUUUCAACUAUUACUUCCUAGUAACACCAUGAAAUUUUGAAAAGUGAAAAAUAAUGUAAUUUGAUGAUUUACUUAAGAGUUAAUUAAAAUAAUUAAAUCAACUAAAUACAUACAUAUAAAUACAAAUUGUUCAUAUAAAAAAAAUAUAUUACUUUAAAAAAGUGCAUUGGAAAUUAUAAUCUCAGAUCAUUGAGAACGUAAUAUGUAUACAUGAUACAUGCGAAUAAAUAAGUCCGUGUGUACGUGUUUUCUUCGCUGUGAAAUCAUCAAGUUAUUAAAAGCUUCAAAUGUUCUAAAGUGAUCCCGGCUGACAUUAGAAUUUAUUUAAAGCGGACUACGUUGUGAUUGUUUUAAUUAUUUCAUUUAUUUGUAAAUUGACAUUUAUCAUUUUUAUUUCUGUCAAUAAAAACAACUAAAAGUGGAAAUGUUUGUAAACAAUUUGUUAAUUGGUUUGGCGGUUUUAACACUUUUAAAUACGGUUAAGUCGGAUGAUAAAUUUGGACAGCUGGAUAUUUUACGACAUUCAAAUGCAAAUUUUAAUCAACCCGUUAAACGUGAAAUAAAAUCUAGGCAUCGAAGAGACAAUGAAGAUGAGUCUGAUGUCGGUUGGUCAAUAAUAAAUGAAGAAGUUGACACAGUUAUUCCUUUACUAUUAGAACAUUUGCAAAAACUUCAAAUAGAGCACUUACAACUACCCGACAUUAAAGAGAAUCUAUCUGUGAAGCCUCUCUUUUUAACAUACGAAGCUGGACUUUAUCUUACAAAUGGGAUCGUAUACAAUGUUGCUGGUAUACAACGUUAUGGGCCGGCAUAUAUGACUUAUGAGGAUAAAUCAUUUUUAACACGAUUUUAUUUGAAUAUAAAAAACUUACAGUUCGAAUACAACUUUUUGUUAAAACUCAUGGCCUUAGAAGGAUUUGGAAAAGUUAUUGGAUCUCUAGAGGACGUAGUAAUCUAUGCUGAAUUGGCGAUUGAUAUUUUAACAUUUAAGAUGAAAUUAUACGAUUUUCGUGUUAUUCAGUUUAGAAAUAUUCAAGUGCAGUUAGAUCAAACACGAUUCAUUAGACACUUGACCGGUGUAAUUUUAAGUCCAAUAACAAAUUUAUUCAAGGAUCGGAUUACUACAUCGAUAUCAGAUGGCCUUAAAGAUCAAAUGCAAAUGGUUAUGGAUGAUUUUAACAAUGAGGAUCCUCUAGAAUUAAAAAAUUUUGUUAAACAAAUUCUAGGAGGUUUAACAGGCCAAAAAAAUUAAUGUUCUUUGAAAAGAGCGAUAAAUAUUGUUAUAUUAUUAUGCAUACUUUAAUUGUGAUGUGUUAUUUUUGGUUAAAUAGUUUACUUAAUAUUAGUUAAAAUGUAUAUAAAUUGUAAAUAUGUCCAAAAUUUUGGGAAACUAAAAGCAAAAAGGGAAUUUUUUUAUAUUUUUUGUUGAUAAGAUAAUGUUAAUUUUUGUCUUUAAAUAAAUUCACUAUGAAAUUUUGUUGUGUACGCAUUAGGGUUGUCAAUUUUUCGUGUUAAAAAUAAAUUCGAUUAAUUUAAAAAAUAAGAAUAAAACUCGCCAAAUAGGGUAAAAA